Molecule: messenger RNA, 522 nt
Organism: Humulus lupulus (European hop)
Lineage: Eukaryota; Viridiplantae; Streptophyta; Magnoliopsida; Rosales; Cannabaceae
Exons: 3
Coding region: 1-522 (173 amino acids)
Source: RefSeq, a predicted model, not a curated record
AUGGCUGCUACUGCUGCUACGGCUGCUGUGGCUACUACUGCUGCUACUGCUACUACGGCUGUUGCUGCUUCUACGGCUGCUGCGGCUACUACUGCUACUACGGCUGCUACUGCAUCUGCUGCGGCUGCUGCUGCUACUACUACUACUACGGCUACUGCUGUUGCUACGGCUGCUGCGGCUACUACUGCUGCUGCUGCUGCUACUACGACUGCUGCUGCCGCUACAGCUGCUGAUGCUACUACUCCUACUACGGCUGCGGACAUGGACCGUCGACAGAGAGAGGCCACGACCGCUCUUGAAGCAACCAUUCAAUUAGCCCGAGGACAGGCUGUGCCGUUCUCGCAACCGGAUCAGCCACCAAAUGCGCCACCACAGCGGGCCAAAAAUCCGAGUCCUCCAAUUCAGCCAGCAAGCCCUCAAUGGCCGAAGGAGCUGCCUGUUGCUCAGGAUGAUGUCCCAAUACGGGAUCCUGAGCACCAGCCGCAUUCUCAAGCUGGUUGCAUAGUCGUCUCCAAGUCUUAA